AUGAGGUUUCUUUGCUUGCAUGGUGCCGGCACUAACUCAGAUGUCCUUGACAUUCAAACUGGACCAAUCCGUGAUUCGCUCGACAGCAACGCCACGUUUAAGUUCUAUGAUGGGUUUUGUGACGUAGAACCAGUGGAAGAGAUCAAAAACAUAUUUGCCGGUCCCUUCUACACUUGGUACUCUCCUGGCCUCGGCGGUCGCACUCUCACAGAAGCCAAAGCCGAACUGCUCGAUCUCAUAGCGACUGAGGGACCAUUCGACGCCUGCAUGGGCUUCUCACAGGGCGCAGCCCUCCUUGCAGCUGUCAUCAUCGAUCAUCAGGUACAGAACCCAUUCGGGCCCAACCUAUUCAAAUUUGCCGCGUUCAUCUGUGGUGGGAGUCCCCUGCUUGUUACCAAGGCGCUAGAGCAGGACCAUCUUGACUACCAGCCAACUGUAGAUAGAAUGGCCCCAUUGACGGAGCCUUGGCUGGGUCCAUAUGUACCGGGCCACGAGCCACAUCCUGACGAACAGUGGAACAUGCUCGUGGCCCACAGAGUAAGGGAGGCUGGCUUAACUAUUCGGAUUCCCACAGCGCACAUCUAUGGGGCUAAGGAUCACACCGUCAAGGAAAGCCUGAACUUGAGGGACAUGUGUGAUCCCAGGAGGAGAGUUGAGUUUGAUCAUGGAGGAAGACACGAGGUACCCAGAGCCACUAGAGUUGUUCAGCAGAUGGCAAUGACGUUGAGGAGAGGAAUUGAUAAGGCCAUGACCGCUGUAUAG
Molecule: messenger RNA, 762 nt
Organism: Fusarium proliferatum ET1
Lineage: Eukaryota; Fungi; Ascomycota; Sordariomycetes; Hypocreales; Nectriaceae
Exons: 4
Coding region: 1-762 (253 amino acids)
Cellular component (GO): cytoplasm; nucleus
Source: RefSeq, a predicted model, not a curated record